Messenger RNA from Penaeus monodon (black tiger shrimp), 1468 nucleotides. RefSeq names its product protein CEPU-1-like. Bases 1 to 717 code for a protein of 238 amino acids. The record is from RefSeq and is a predicted model, not a curated record. The transcript has 5 exons. Lineage: Eukaryota; Metazoa; Arthropoda; Malacostraca; Decapoda; Penaeidae. Gene Ontology annotation, cellular component: neuron projection membrane. Gene Ontology annotation, biological process: synapse organization.
AUGAACGAUAUGUCAUCUGUUGCAAAAUUUGCAUCUGUUAUAACAGUCAUUAUGGUCCGCUUUCUGGCAGCCAACCUCACCGUGGCUCUUCUCCCUCCCCUAAAGGUCACCUGGAUCAGAAAGCACGACGUGCAGAUCCUGACGGUGGGCACCUUCACCUACACGACCGACCCGCGGUUCUCGGCCCACACGAACGAGCGAGGGGACGAGUGGGUGCUGAGAAUCACGGGCUCCACCAUGGAUGACGAGGGCGGCUACGAGUGCCAGGUGUCAACUGACCCCAAGAUCUCCACCACCUUUCACCUGCAUGUCGUCGUGGCGUAUGCAGAGAUGGAGGGGCAGUACGAGCAAUAUAUGAACAGCGGAGGCGACAUUGACCUGCGGUGCUCCGUGCCCCGCGUCACGAAGCCGCCGGAUUACAUCUUGUGGUAUCACGGGAAGAAGGUUAUCAACUAUUCGGUUAGGAGUGGAGUCCAGGUGUUCACCAACAGGAAAAAGAAAUCAUCUCGCCUGCUUAUCCAAAACGCAGGUGUGUCUGACAGUGGCAACUACACCUGCGUGCCCUCCAACGCCAAAGCCGCGUCUGUCAUUGUUCAUGUCAUACAAGAGGAGACCCCGGCAGCAAUACAACGCGGAAGUAGCGAGAGCCUCUCCGCAAAUCUGCCCAACCUAAUGUGCCUCGUUGUGGUUAGUUUCAUCCGAUUCUCCUGCUUUUAAAGACUCGCUUCUGUCAGAACCCGGAUGUGGAGGUUGCCGGUUGCGGAUUAGCGAAGGCAUUUUUACCUGCUGCAAGAGAGAGAGGGAGCUUCGCUGGAGCCCGGAGCGACUGUCUCCCGCGUGUCAUUUGUUUGCUUCUGAAGGAAGUGAGCUCCCCGAUCAAGCAGUAUUGUGGAAUAAAAGGAGCUGGACCUUCGUAUUUUCCUUCCUUCGUAUUUUCCUGACUCGCGCCAAUUUGAGACACGAAGAGGAUUUUUUAGCUUCGUCUGCUAGAGAGCAACCACACGUGUUUAUUUGGUGUUACAUCUAGCCCUUGUGUGGUGGAACAGUUAUGUCCUCUGGAAGGUCCUCAUGCUGCGUGUGUGCGUGCGUGGAGUGGGGCUAUUGCGAGAGGGGGUGAUCUUAAGUGAAAUGUACAUAUCAGACGUUUUAGAUUGAAUAAGUAGUUCAAGUCAAGGCUCAUUCAUCUCUCAGAUGUAUUUAUCAUUAAUUUCCAAGGCAUUUCUUCAUGACUAUUUUGCAUCGUAGAGAAAAAAAAACAAAAUAGAAGAAAAUCCCAUCACAUUUGCCAAGCUAACGUUUUCUACCUCGCAGGAAAAAAGGUCGAUAUGGAACAUUUGUUUUAUUAAGAGUUUUAUUGACUCUGCCAGUGAUCGUUAAUCCAGAAACGAACAAUUGAACUGUGAUAUUCAAAACAGUGGUUGUAUCAGACAAAGGGGAGAAAGCAUAGCAUAGUUUACAAGAAAAAAAA